Tetranychus urticae (two-spotted spider mite) is the source of this 1581-nucleotide messenger RNA. RefSeq lists its product as uncharacterized. Gene Ontology annotation, molecular function: protein binding; telomerase RNA binding; telomeric repeat DNA binding. NCBI's taxonomy places the organism in Eukaryota, Metazoa, Arthropoda, Arachnida, Trombidiformes, Tetranychidae. Gene Ontology annotation, cellular component: telomerase holoenzyme complex. The record is from RefSeq and is a predicted model, not a curated record. Gene Ontology annotation, biological process: nuclear-transcribed mRNA catabolic process, nonsense-mediated decay.
AGUUCAGCUUAUUUCAGCUAAACAGUAUUUUUGCAAUGGAAACUAACAUGUGACUUAUGUUUUCUUUAACUAUUAAAUUAACAAUUACAUCGCAAUUAAUCCCAUCCUGAAAAUUUCGUCUCAAUAGCCGUUAUUGGGACUACCUAAGAAUAAUUUAAUUUGUUUCAAAUUCUGGAAUGUAUGUCUGAGAGUACAAAUCUCCUAAGGAUUAUAAGUAACCAUCAAGGCCUUAACAUGUCGAACCAAUCAUUAGAUGAAAAACAAAAAAAUGUUGCUACUUUAUGUGAACAAUAUCUGCAAAAAUUGGUCAAUAAACUCAAGCAACAAUCUGAAGUUAACGACUCUUCAGACCCAUGUGAUGCUGAUUCCAGUUGUGCUGCUGAAAUACAGCUAUGGAACCAGUUAAAAAAAUAUAUUGAAACUCAUGAAGGCUCCUUAAUCAACUGUAUACAUGGAUUUUAUGUUUAUAUUUUACAAGUUUUGUAUUCCCUUAUAAAAGGACCAGCAAUGGAUUUGUAUUUUAUACGUUGUAAAUUUGUUGACGAUGUUAAGCUUAAAGAAGCAGACAAACUUCUAUUUUAUAAUAUUUAUAUCAGACUUGGUGAUCUUAAUAGGUAUCUCAAGAACCUUAAAGUUUCUAGAUAUUAUUAUUAUCAGGCUUGCGAAAUUGAUCCGAGUCGUGGCCAUGCUUACAACCAACUUGCUCUAGUCACGACAAGCCAAGUGUUCAAUAGUCUUUACUAUUCAGUUCGAGCUUUGAUGGCCACAGAUGAUCCAAUAAAAAUGGCUAAAAACAAUAUUGACUCAUUGGUCAACCGAUGCUCAUUAAUGAAUCCCAAUAUUGAACCAUUAUUUUUGAAUGACAGUUCUAUUAUCGAUGCUGACCGCGUUGAAAAUUGGCUGCAUUUCAUUGUCAUUGCAAUUUACUGUGAAAAACUAAAAAUCGUGUUGCCUUACCUCAUCAAGGAAUUGGACAAAAACUUGACCAUCGAACCAAAAAAACCAAAUGAAAACAUUUUAAUCCCGAAAUUUGAUACAAAAUGGAUUUUCUCAGCAAUGGAUGUGGCAAUCGACAUAAUUCUAUCUCAUCCUUCUGAUGAAAAGUUGAGCUCAAUCGAACUGGAUAAAGAGCUCAGUGAUAUUAAAGGAAAAUUAACUAUUUUGCUCAAAGACAAAACUUGUACCGCUGAUAAAGUUGGACUUGCCUUAAAACACGAUUAUUUACUCUAUGGAUUCUCGCCAUUAAAGGAGGCCCAUAAAGUUUUAAGUUUCAGUGAGCCAUUAGAUGAUCUGCUCAACACUCAACUGUUGCUUUUGCGGAUAAAUGAAAAAUUGGAAAAGUUAAUCGUACUAACAAAUGAGAGGAAAGUAAAAAAUAGAGUCAAAAAAUCUAGGAACAUUGCAUUGCAGAGUAUUCUUGGUUCUAAAGGAUCAUCUUGAUGAAAAACUUCAAUUGAAACUUUUCUUUUGGCAAUUUAUAUGUUGAACGUGCUCAUUUGAUUAUAAAUAUAAAUAUUUAUUUACAAAAAUUACAAAUAUAACUGUGAUGGGAGUUAUUCUCAAAUUUAAUAAUUGAUUUAA